UCAUUCGAGGUAUCUACUUUAUUACUUAUUCAUAAUUAUAUGCUCAUAUUUUUUGUAUACUGUGUUUCCUCUUUCAUUGUUUUUAAAUACUUCCUUAUUUUUACCCCAAAAUGAGUGGAUCAAGUAAAAGACAAUGGACCUAUAAUUUUAAUACUGAAUGGGAGGAUUUAUAUUGCUUCGUCAAUUUAAAAGACAAAUGUAUUUGUUUGUUGUGUGGAAAUAGCAUCACGGUGCCGAAAAAACAUAACGUUGAACGUCAUUUCCUGACAAUUCAUGCUACUUUUAAUACGAACUAUCCACUUAAAUCUGAAAUAAGAAAGAAGAAAAUAGAUCAACUAAAAUCAAAUCUGUUUGCUCAACAGUCAGUUUUCACUAGGCCUGCGUUAAGAUCUAAAAAUGCUACUAUUGCUUCUUUAAAAAUUUCUCACAUACUCGCAAAGAAGAAAAAGCCUUUCCAGGAUGGUGAGUUGUUAAAGGAAGCAUUUCUUACUGGUGCUGAUUGCUUAUUUGAGGGAUUUUCUAACAAACGUGAGAUUAUGUCAGCAAUACAAGAUUUACAGUUGUCAGAUAACACCGUUACAAGAAGAAUACAAGCCAUUUCAAAGGAUAUGCAAACUCAGUUAAAGAGUGAUUUGGAAAUAUGUGAGUGGUUCUCACUUCAAUUUGACGAGUCUACCGACAUAUCAGACACAGCACAGUUAGCAGUUAUGGUGAGAAUGGUAUUUGGUGACUUUACUGUAAAAAAAGAUCUACUAAAAAUAUUACCCAUGAAAGGACGAACAACAGGUGAGGAUAUCUAUAAAAUAUUUAUAACAUAUGCAAAGUCGAUAGAUAUGCCUCUCCAGAAGUUGUCUGCGAUAACCACUGACGGAGCACCAGCAAUGGUUGGUAAUGUCAAUGGAUUUAUUGCCCUCUGCAUAAAAGAUAAAUCAUUUCCAAAUUUUAUGUCGUAUCACUGUAUUAUCCACCAGGAAGUUUUGUGUGGUAAAAUACUACCCUUCGGACACGUCAUGAAAAUAAUUACAAAAAUAGUCAACUUAAUUCGCGCAGCUCCUUUGCAACACCGCCUUUUCAAGGCCCUAUUGGAAAAUCCUGAAGAUCCUGAUCUCAUUUUGCAUACUGAAGUAUGUUGGCUCAGUAAAGGCAAAGUUCUUGCUAGAUUUGUAAAUUUAAUUGAAGAAAUAAAAAAUUAUCUCAAUGCCAAACACCAAAAUUUUUUUGAACUAACAGACCCUUGUUGGCUAGCGGAAUUGGCUUUUUUCACAGACAUAAUGGAAAAACUGAAUUAUUUAAACUUAGAGCUGCAGGGGAAGGACAAACAUAUAGCUACAAUGAGAGGGUCUAUAAACUCAUUUAAAGCUAAAUUGGUUUUGUGGAUAUCACAUCUGAAGAUGAAGUCCCUUGUGCAUUUUCCAAAUAUGAAAAAAAUAAUAGGCGAUGGUGAAAUUGACUUAUCAACAUUCGUUAUCAACCUUCAGUUACUUCAAGACCAGUUUGAAAAGCGCUUUCAACAAUUUAAUAUCAUCGAGCCAAUUGUCACCUUUUUUGUCAAUCCUUUUACUUACCAAGUAAAUGUAACUGAACUAGCUACAUAUAUUUCAGAGCUUGUUCAAGUAAGGACAGAAGAACUGGAGAUAGAAAUUUUGGAUCUUCAGAAUGACAUUGUCCUAAAAUCCUUUAUAUCAGAUGAGAAUUUCUGGAAUAUAGUUGAAAGAAACAAAUUUCCAUUCUUGAAAAGAGCAGCAUAUAAAAUAAAGUCGUUUUUCGGUUCCACAUACUUGUGUGAAUCAUUGUUUUCGACAAUGAAUAUCAUAAAAUCAAACUACAGAUCACGACUAACAGAUGAACACCUUGACGAUGAACACCUUACGAGCAGGAAUAUCAUCAUAUUCUCCUAA
Centruroides sculpturatus (bark scorpion) is the source of this 1898-nucleotide messenger RNA. RefSeq names its product general transcription factor II-I repeat domain-containing protein 2-like. Lineage: Eukaryota; Metazoa; Arthropoda; Arachnida; Scorpiones; Buthidae. The transcript has a single exon. Gene Ontology annotation, molecular function: protein dimerization activity. The record is from RefSeq and is a predicted model, not a curated record. The coding region runs from base 111 to 1898 and encodes 595 amino acids.